Molecule: messenger RNA, 3616 nt
Organism: Seriola dumerili (greater amberjack)
Lineage: Eukaryota; Metazoa; Chordata; Actinopteri; Carangiformes; Carangidae
Gene: cse1l
Product: chromosome segregation 1 like
Exons: 25
Coding region: 89-3004 (971 amino acids)
Biological process (GO): protein export from nucleus; protein import into nucleus
Cellular component (GO): cytosol; nuclear envelope
Molecular function (GO): nuclear export signal receptor activity; small GTPase binding
Source: RefSeq, a predicted model, not a curated record
UUUGAAAGCUGGCACGGCGAGCAAGUCUGUUCGGUCCGUAGUGCCUCCCCAUCCCGUUCUGACAGAAAUUUACUGCAACGUUACGAGCAUGGAACUGAAUGAUGCUAACCUACAAACCCUCACGGAGUAUCUCAGGAAAACACUGGAUCCAGACCCAACAGUCAGACGUCCAGCUGAAAAGUUUCUUGAAUCUGUUGAGGGAAACCAGAACUACCCUUUAUUAUUACUCACUUUGCUGGAGAAGUCCCAAGACAACGUGAUUCGCGUCUGUGCUGCUGUUACAUUCAAGAACUACAUCAAAAGAAACUGGCGCAUUGUUGAAGAUGAACCAAACAAAAUCUCUGAUGCAGACCGAACAGCGAUCAAAGCAAACAUCGUAAAUUUGAUGCUAAGCAGUCCGGAACAGAUUCAAAAACAGUUGAGUGAUGCCAUCAGUAUCAUAGGAAGGGAAGAUUUCCCUCAAAAAUGGCCAGACCUGCUAACCGAGAUGGUGACCCGCUUCAGAAGUGGAGACUUCCACAUCAUCAAUGGAGUGCUUCGCACUGCGCAUUCCCUCUUCAAGAGGUAUCGCCAUGAGUUCAAAUCAAAUGAGCUUUGGUCGGAGAUAAAACUAGUACUGGACACAUUUGCUCUGCCUCUGACAGAGCUGUUCAAGGCCACAAUUGAGUUGUGUCAGACUCAUGCUACAGAUGUCAAUGCCUUGAAGGUCCUCUUCUCCUCGCUCACUCUCAUCUCAAAACUUUUCUACAGUCUUAACUUCCAGGACCUUCCAGAGUUUUUUGAAGACAACAUGGAAACCUGGAUGACCAAUUUCCAUGGCCUCCUGACUUUGGAUAAUAAACUUUUACAAACAGAUGAUGAGGAGGAAGCAGGUCUCCUGGAGUUGCUGAAGUCUCAGAUCUGCGACAAUGCUGCUCUUUACGCUCAGAAGUACGAUGAAGAAUUUCAGCCGUACCUUCCCCGCUUCGUCACUGCUAUCUGGAACCUUCUAGUUUCUACUGGCCAGGAAGUCAAAUAUGAUCUGCUUGUAAGUAAUGCUAUCCAGUUCUUGGCUUCGGUCUGUGAGAGGCCACACUACAAGCAUCUAUUUGAGGACCAGAAUACACUCACUAGCAUUUGCGAGAAGGUCAUUGUGCCCAACAUGGAGUUCAGAAGUGCAGAUGAGGAGGCCUUUGAAGAUAACUCUGAGGAAUACAUCCGCAGGGACCUUGAAGGAUCCGACAUUGACACUCGUCGUAGGGCGGCAUGUGAUUUGGUGAGAGGCCUUUGUAAGUUUUUCGAGGGCCCAGUCACGGCAAUCUUCUCCGGCUAUGUGAACUCGAUGCUGGCAGAGUAUGCAAAGAACCCCGGGCAGAACUGGAAACACAAAGAUGCUGCCAUCUAUUUGGUCACAUCACUGGCAUCAAAAGCCCAGACACAGAAGCAUGGAAUAACACAAGCCAAUGAGUUGGUGAAUCUGACUGAAUUCUUUGUCAAUCACAUUCUCCCAGACUUAAAAUCCCUCAAUGUUAAUGAAUUCCCAGUGCUGAAGGCAGAUGCCAUCAAGUAUGUCAUGAUCUUCAGAAGCCAGCUUCCUAAGGAGCAGCUGCUGCAGGCAGUUCCUCUACUGAUAACUCACCUGCAGGCAGAGAGCACAGUGGAGCACACUUACGCUGCCCAUGCUUUGGAGAGGCUGUUUACUAUGAGAGGCCCAAACAACACCACACUUAUCUCUCCUGCAGAGAUGGCACCUUUUACUGAACAGUUGCUCAACUACUUGUUCAAGGCACUGGCGCUUCCUGGUUCUGCAGAAAAUGAAUACAUCAUGAAAGCCAUCAUGCGCAGCUUCUCCCUCCUGCAGGAGGCCAUUGUUCCCUACAUUCCCACUCUGAUUGGGCAGCUCACUCAUAAGCUCCUAUUAGUCAGCAAGAAUCCCAGCAAGCCUCACUUUAACCACUACCUGUUUGAGUCCCUGUGCCUGUCUGUCCGCAUCACCUGCAAGGCCAACCCCACUACUGUCAGCAGCUUCGAGGAGGCUCUCUUCCCAGUCUUCACUGAAAUCCUUCAGAAUGAUGUGCAGGAGUUUCUUCCAUACGUGUUCCAGGUGAUGUCUCUCCUCUUAGAGAUCCACUCCAACUCUAUUCCCGCUUCCUACAUGGCUUUAUUCCCUCACCUGCUGCAGCCUGUGCUUUGGGAGCGGACAGGAAACAUUCCUCCUCUGGUGCGCCUGCUUCAGGCGUACCUGGAGAAGGGCGGUGCCACUAUUGCCAGCUCUGCUGCAGAUAAAAUACCUGGCUUGCUUGGAGUUUUCCAAAAGCUCAUUGCCUCUAAGGCCAAUGACCACCAAGGUUUUUACCUUCUCAACAGCAUCAUCGAGCACAUGCCUCCAGAAUCAAUCACUCAGUACAGGAAACAGAUCUUCAUCUUGCUCUUCCAGAGGCUACAAAGCUCCAAAACCACCAAGUUCAUCAAGAGUUUCUUGGUGUUUGUCAACUUGUAUUGUGUCAAAUACGGAGCUAUUGCACUUCAGGAGAUUUUUGACAGCAUCCAGCCGAAAAUGUUUGGUAUGGUGUUGGAGAAAAUAGUUGUUCCAGAGGUUCAGAAGGUGUCUGGAGCAGUUGAGAAGAAGAUCUGUGCUGUUGGCAUUACAAAAGUCCUUACUGAGUGUCCUGCAAUGAUGGACACGGAGUAUACUAAAAUCUGGACCCCACUGCUCCAGGCCCUCAUUGGUCUUUUUGAGUUGCCGGAAGAUGACAGCAUCCCAGAUGAUGAGCACUUCAUCGACAUUGAGGACACACCAGGCUACCAGACAGCAUUCUCACAGCUGGCCUUUGCUGGGAAGAAGGAGCAUGACCCGAUCGGAGACGCCGUCGGCAACCCCAAGAUCCUGCUGGCACAAUCACUCCACAAGCUUUCUACUGCCUUUCCAGGAAGGGUUCCUUCAAUGCUGAGCACCAGUCUGAAUGCAGAAGCCCUCCAGUUCUUGCAGGGUUACUUACAGGCAGCCAGUGUGCAGUUGGUUUGAAAUGGAUGUGAUGCUGUUCACAUAAUGAGACCGCAAUACACUGCAGGAGUAGCCACAGCGGCCUCGGGGUCACAUGACAGACCUGCUUCAGCUGAACUUGAGUCUUUACAGAUUUGGUGUGACUUGACAGUUAUGUGAUGGAUUUUGACAGAGGAAAUAAUCAUUUUGCCUGAAUUUAGGGUGUGUUCUCUGAUGGAAGUUUUUUUAAGGGUUUUUAAAGACAUGACCAAAAGUUGACAUAACUGAAUUACUGUUUUGUGUUUGGGCCUUUUGUGUGCUGUGUAGCAAAGGCUAACAAGGAUUCUCAAGUUCUGAUACAAUCAGUUUAUUUCAACAACAACAACAACAGCAACAACAACAACAACAGCAGCAUCAGCAGAGAUAUAUUUCAACAGUAUUGGGGAACGCUGAACCUUUGAUCCAUAUGGGAAGGAUUUCUUUUGCGCUUUUUUGUUGGUAUGUUUGAAUUCCUUUUUACAGUUAUGGAGACUAGUCUGUGGCUCAAGCAUAAUGCUUAAUAUUUUUCUGUUGCAUGUUUCCUGUAGAUUUGUUUAUGUCUAGUCUCUGUUUCUGCACUGUUUGUUUCUGUGAAUAAAAAGAGGCACUUGUAUA